AAAAAAAAAAAAAAAAAUGAAAACCAGACAUCAGAAAAAAAGACAAGCUCACAGCGAUGAUGACAAGGAAGAAGAAUACGUUUCAGAAUCAGACCAAGAGGAAUUAGAGAAGGAGGAGGACGAUACUCAUGCUGAUGGCCUUACAGAAUACGAGCGCAUGCGCUUGGAGAAUAUCAGGAAGAACAGGGAAGCGAUGCGCUUGCUCGAGUUACCAGAAGCCGUAUCUGCUGUUCAGUUAUCAUCACAUCGUCUAGAUCGGAAUAAGCGUUCUGCCCCCACUCCAGGCGUCAAGCGCGAAAAACGAAUCAAGAGCACUGAAGUUCCUUUACCUAGACGAACUUCCAAUCGCCUAGCAAAAAUCGAGCCAAAUAGUCCUGUUGCUGAGCGCAAGCUGGAGGAAUACAAAGAAACUGUCACUACAAUAAAUCAGUACCAAAAAGCUCGUCGUGCUGGAAUUCUCUCACUGGAGGAUGUCACGAGUGGAUAUGGCGAUGACUCCAAAUUUGCAAAACUGAUGGCGGAAAUAGCAACCUAUGUCCCCGAAAAGGCUAGGGUCAAGGACAUUGAGGAUGAAAGCGAUGGCGAGCUUAAUAUUAAUGAUAAUGACGAUAAUAUUACAGCAGUCAAAAGAGAACAGGAAGAAGACAAAGUAGUCAAGAAAGAAGAAGAGGACAAAUUGACCAAGAAAGAGGAAGGCGAAGACAAAUUGAUCAAAAAGGAGGAAGAUGGGAAUGAGAAAAAGGAAGGGAUCAGAAAGUAUUUUAGACCCGCUAGACGUGCUGCCGCUUCUGCAGUCGCUACAGCUUCAACUGUUCCCUCUCCCUCCACUUCUGCUUCAAAAACCGCAUCGUCCGAUGCUGGUAAAGUUAGUCACCCAACAAAGACAUCAUCCUCCAAAUCCGGGAAGGGGCUAUCAUUGCGAAAACAGGUGCAAGCCCUCAAGAUUCGAGGACCUUGGCCAACUGUCAAGGUCUGCCAAGGCCGUAUCUACUGUAUGGCCAUCCAUGAAAACAAGGACAAGGUCUUGGUGUGUGGGGGUGAUAUUGACGGCAACCUUGGGUUCUGGGACCUCGAUGAAUCUCUAGCAGAUGAUUAUGAGCCAGAGUUAGACGAAGAGCCUAAUAUUUAUUCAUACAAAGCCCACACUCGAACACUCUCCAGCAUGCAAUAUUCCCCUACAGACCCUACAAAGCUCUUCACAACAUCUUAUGAUGGCUCAGUGCGUUACCUGGAUUUGGUAAAGCAAAAGUUCAUGGAGUCAUAUGUGGUCUCGCCUGAUGUGUCAGAUCACCUUGGAUCCAUUUCGAUCGACUCGACAGGUCAGCAACUCUGGCUCGCAGACAAUGAUGGAGCUGUUACACUCAAGGACAUUCGUACUCCGAAGGACGAGAUGGUUUAUCGCAAGAUCCUGCAUGAGAAAAAAGUUGGAUGUGUAAACGUGAAUCCAAAGUACGGACACUUGAUCGUCACCUCUUCCCUAGACAGGACGAUGAAGAUCUGGGAUGUCAGAACAUUUGGGCAAUAUAAUAAGGAAGACGAUGUCAUCCCAGAGUUGGACGGGUUUCCGCAUAGACUGAGUGUCACAAGCGCCAUGUGGAGCCCAGAUGGCGCUAGCAUUGCAAGCACAUCAUAUGAUGACAAAGUGCGCAUUUUUAACAAUUUUGACCCUGCAUUGCCGGAUUUGAAAAAGAUUCCAGAACCCGUCCGAAUCCAUCACAACAACCAGAGUGGCCGUUGGGUCACUAUGUUGCGCGCAGUCUGGGCCCACCAGUUCAAUUGGUUUUCGAUCGGAAAUAUGAACAAGUCUGUAGAUAUCUAUUCAAGAGGCACAGGCGACCUCAUGGCGAAUCUCAAGGAUGCUCAUGUUCUGACAACCGUUCCUGCAGUCAAUGCCUGGCAUCCAAAUCGUGUUUUAUUAGCCAGUGGCAUGGCAAACGGAAAGAUGGUUAUUUGGCGAUGAUUCCAAAUCCCUGUUAUAGUAAUAAAGGGAAAUGUUUUUGGAGAAUUCAUUGUUGAUUUAAAUG
Messenger RNA from Lobosporangium transversale, 2024 nucleotides. RefSeq names its product WD40-repeat-containing domain protein. NCBI's taxonomy places the organism in Eukaryota, Fungi, Mortierellomycota, Mortierellomycetes, Mortierellales, Mortierellaceae. Gene Ontology annotation, molecular function: protein binding; DNA binding. The record is from RefSeq and is a predicted model, not a curated record. Bases 17 to 1960 code for a protein of 647 amino acids. The transcript has 4 exons. Gene Ontology annotation, biological process: regulation of DNA damage checkpoint. Gene Ontology annotation, cellular component: nucleus.